AUAGUAUCUAAAUGGAGGGACCAUUCACCUAUGUUUGAAUGGAAUAAAUUUUUAACGGCCACAUCCGGGGGAGAGAUAGAUAAAAACGAUGUGUAGCUUAGAGAAAAGAGGCAAUUUAUACAUACUCACACUCACCGGCGAUGAUCAGCACCGCCUCAAUCCCACACUUCUGGACGCAAUCUCAGCCGCGCUGCACCACGUUCGCUCCGAAACAAUCGCCUCGGCAUCGUCGUCUGCUUUAAUCACUACUUCUCACGGCAAAUUCUUUUCGAACGGAUAUGAUCUGGACUGGGCGAUGAAAGAUCCGAACCGGCCGAAAAUCAUGUCUUUGAAGCUCCGGUCGGUGAUCAAAGACCUGAUCUCGCUUCCGAUGCCGACGAUCGCCGCGGUCAACGGUCACGCAUCGGCUUCCGGUUUUAUACUCGCGCUGAGUCAUGACUACGUAUUUAUGCGAAAAGAUAGGGGAUUUAUGUACAUGAGCGAGUUGGAUAUAGGAAUGAAAGUGCCGGUUUGGUUCGCGAGGGUGUUGAGGUGUAAGAUAGCAUCGCCGGCGGUGUGGAGAGACGUGGUGCUGCGAGCGGCGAAAAUGACGGCGGAGAUGGCGGCGGGGAAGGGAGUGAUAGAGGCGGCGUGUGAGAGUGCGGAGAGGACGGUGGAGAUGGCGGUGGAAGUGGGAGAGGAGUUGGUUAAGCGGAGGUGGAAGGGACACGUGUACGCCGAUAAUAGGCUGACGCUUUUCGGUGACGUGUUGAGUGUGAUGGAGUUCGAUGAGACGGUUGAGGAAGUGGAUGUGAGUCACCUGAGUAAGAAUGUAGCGAGGCUUUGAGCAAACAAGCUUUGAUGUUGUGUUUUUUAUCAAAAUAAUUGUGGUUUCUGUGUUUUUAUUAAAUUUGAAUUUUGUUCA
Molecule: messenger RNA, 904 nt
Organism: Daucus carota subsp. sativus
Lineage: Eukaryota; Viridiplantae; Streptophyta; Magnoliopsida; Apiales; Apiaceae
Product: enoyl-CoA delta isomerase 1, peroxisomal
Exons: 1
Coding region: 89-826 (245 amino acids)
Biological process (GO): fatty acid beta-oxidation
Cellular component (GO): peroxisome
Molecular function (GO): delta(3)-delta(2)-enoyl-CoA isomerase activity
Source: RefSeq, a predicted model, not a curated record